This is a messenger RNA of Capronia coronata CBS 617.96, 957 nucleotides long. Its product is annotated as methylisocitrate lyase. Gene Ontology annotation, molecular function: catalytic activity. Bases 1 to 957 code for a protein of 318 amino acids. Lineage: Eukaryota; Fungi; Ascomycota; Eurotiomycetes; Chaetothyriales; Herpotrichiellaceae. The transcript has 3 exons. The record is from RefSeq and is a predicted model, not a curated record.
AUGGGUUCAGUCCACGACACCAAUUCCGCAACGGCCGGCGUCAAAGCAUGCUCGCCUCUUGUCGGCGCGCAACGGCUCCGCGAAAUGCUCAAAGAUCCCUCCAAAGCGGUCAUAUGUCCCGGAGUCUUUGACGGCUUCACUGCCCGACUAGCCGUCGCUGCAGGAUAUGAUGCCUUGUACAUGACUGGCGCAGGAACCUCCAUGUCCAGACUGGGUUGGGCAGAUAUGGGGAUUGCAACGCUCAAUGACAUGCGCGCCAACGCCGAGAUGAUCGCGUCGCUGAACCCUGCGGUGCCUCUGAUCGCCGACGCGGACACUGGCUACGGCGGUGCCAUCAUGGUGACCCGGACUGUCACGCAAUAUGCUCGCGCUGGCGUGGCCGCCAUGCAUAUCGAGGACCAGGUCCAAGAAAAGCGAUGUGGCCAUCUUCUAGGGAAGCAGAUCGUGGACCGCGAGAUCUUCUACAGCCGGCUCCGGGCCGCGGUGAUCGCCCGUGAUCAGUUAAAGUCCGACAUCAUGAUCAUCGCUCGAACCGAUGCCCGUCAGGGCCAGGGCUUCGACGAGGCUGCCGAGCGACUGCAAGAAGCCGUCCGGAUAGGCGUCGAUGCCGUUUUCUUGGAAGCCAUGCAGACUCGCGAGGAGAUGGAAAAGGUGUGCAAGCUGAUGGGCGACAUCCCGGUGUUGUUGAAUGUCGUUCCUGGAGGGGUGACUCCCGAAUAUCCCAUCGAUGACCUGGUCAAGAUGGGAUUCCGUAUCAUCAUCUACCCUGGUCUCUGUAUCGGCCCACUCCUUACCGCUUGCAAAAACAGUCUGGAAAGCCUCAAGACAAAUCGCAUCAGUCCCAAAGAGUCUUUCGGGACCGGCAUUAGGGAUGCGUUCAACUUCACCGGACUUGAAGAGUGCGUUGCCAUUGACAAGGCCGCGGGGGGAAAGGCAUAUGACACGGUGGGCCACUGA